Messenger RNA from Paramecium pentaurelia, 1251 nucleotides. Lineage: Eukaryota; Ciliophora; Oligohymenophorea; Peniculida; Parameciidae. The record is from the annotation of a GenBank genome assembly.
AUGAAUUUGAAUCCUUAACCUUCUUAAAUUAGAUACUAAAAUGUAAGAUUAAUAUAAAGUACUCUUGCAUAUUUUGAAUAUUCUGCAAUUUAAAAAUCGAGUUAGAGAGAAGUAAAUUUAAAAAUACAGAAUUCUACUAAUUCGAAUGUAUUGCAAUAAGAAACUGCGAGAUUGAUACAAGUUUAAGAUAUUGAAGGUAUACCUGAAGUGAUUGAUUAUGGUAAUAAUAAUGAUUAAAGGUAUUUUUUUAUUUAACUUAGAUAUUUUUUGGCUACCUAAAGUCUAGGUCCUUCUUUAAGUUCGAUUAUUAAGACUAAUGGAUAGAUGUCAUUAAAAAAUAUUUUAUUGAUUGGCAUCUAAUUGAUCAAACUAAUUUAGAAAGUUCACAAUAAGAAUUUUAUUUUGAGCAAUAUAACACCAUGCAUUUUAUGUUUGGGAUCAGAUCCUGAAGAUAAAUUAAUAUAUUUGAAAGACCUAUCAUUUUUAUAAUCUAAAGAAGAAGCGUGCAAAGUUUAAAAAUUUCCACUUAGAGAAAGUAAUUUUCUCAGCCCAGUUUUUAAUAUUGCUAAAGGUCCUAAUUAGAUUGAUGAUCUUUAUAGCUUGGCAUACUUAUUACUGUAUUUAAUCAAUGGUAAUUAAAAAUAUUUAUCUUAUAUAGGAACUUUACCUUGGCAGUAAUUUGAUAAUAUAAUUAAUAAAUUAUAAUUUGAGGAAAUGUAAAAUCAUAAAUAAAAAGUAACAUUUGAUUAAUCAUUUUUGAAUUCAUAAUCUUCAAUUUUUAGCUAAUGGUUUAAGUAUUUAAGCUCUUAAAAGUAAGGCUAACAUCCAAAUUAUAAUUAUCUAAGAAAUAUUUUAAUUUCUAAAAUAUAUGAAAAUGGAUGGAAACUUAAUGAAAAAAUUUAAUAUAAGUCUGAUAUAAUGAAUCAUAGCUCUAAAUCUAUUUUAUCUAUAAAAAGCAGAAGUAGAGGAACCUCUAUAACAAAAACUCCUAAUUAAAAAAUGAUUGAUAUGUUGAGUCCCAUAUACGAGGUUGAUAAAGAAUUUGAGUUAGCUCAGUCAGUUUAAAAGAAAAAAGAUGAGUUCUGUUAUUUUUAGUAAUUUGAAAAUUUAAAAAAAUCAAUAGAAGAUAGAUAGCUGAUUGAAAAUAACACAAGUUUUACUUCUUUAGAAUAGAAUGAAAGUGAAUUAUGGAAAAAAAUGGAGAAAUUGGAUAAAAUAUCAAAUCCUAUAAAACUGAUGAAUAAAUUUUGA